Molecule: messenger RNA, 4742 nt
Organism: Cyanistes caeruleus (blue tit)
Lineage: Eukaryota; Metazoa; Chordata; Aves; Passeriformes; Paridae
Source: RefSeq, a predicted model, not a curated record
CCAGCCCUUAUCUCCUCCAGCCCCUGGGCUGUUUGCAGAGAGCAGCUAUAAAGAGGCUGACAGAGCACAGAGUGGAGGAGAACUACAAGGUGCAGGAAAACAGCAGCACUGCUUGGCUCACCACGACCUGCUCUGCACCAUGGGGAAGGACAAGCUGCCCAGCAAACCAAACAUCUUCCUCCUUCUUCUCGUCUUCCUUCCUGGAAAUACUCCUCUCCACACAGAACCGCAGUACCUGGUGCUGGUGCCCUUUCUGAUACACACGGAGUCUCAAGAGAAAGUCUGUGUCCAGCUGACUCACCUGAACGAGUCUGUGAGUGCCACACUCGAGUACCUAGGGGAGAACAGGAGCUUGAUUGAUGAUGUGGUGUCAGAGAAAGAUGUGUUCACCUGCAUCCCUUUCUCUCUUCCAAAAUCCAAUAGCACAUCAGUGGCGUUUCUCACUGUGACGGUGACAGGGGACACACUGCAGUUCAAGAGCCGCAAGUCAGUGCUGAUCAAGAAUUCUGAAAGCUUGGUCUUCAUCCAGACAGACAAACCCAUCUACAAGCCUGGACAGACAGUUCAGUUUCGGAUCGUCUCUCUGGACAAAGACUUCUACCCGCUGAAUGAGAAGUUUCCCUUUGUCUACGUUCAGGAUCCCCAGAGGAACCGUGUGUACCAGUGGCAAGGGGUGGAACUAGAAACAGGAUUUACACAGCUCUCCUUCCCCCUCACCUCGGAUCCCAUCCAAGGCUCCUACAAAAUAGUCGUGCAGAAGAGCUUCUCAUCCCAUGUGGAGCACUCCUUCAGUGUGGAGGAAUUUGUGCUGCCCAGGUUCGAGGUCCUGGUGAAGGUCCCAAAGAUGAUCACUAUUAAGGACAACGAGCUUCCAGUGUCUGUCUGUGGUCUGUACACCUAUGGGAAGCCUGUUCCUGGUCUGGUGAAUGUCCAGGUAUGCCGGAAAUUUUCCCAGUCUGCUUCAAGUUGUUAUGGAAAAGAAGCAGAAUCUGUGUGUGAAGAAUUCACUAGACAGGCAGAUGCUCGUGGAUGUGUUUCUGGUGUGGUGAGGACCAAGGUGUUUCAGCUCCUACGCAAGGGAUAUGAGAUGAGCAUUGAGGUACAAGGCAAAAUCACAGAAGAUGGCACAGGAAUAGAGAUGACUGGAACUGGCUCCUGCGGUAUCACGUCCACCAUGAGCAGAAUCCACUUUGACCUGUUGGACUAUGUGUACAAACCAGGGAUCCCUCUCUUUGGGAUGGUGAAGCUGGUCGAUGGCACUGAUGCUCCACUUGCCAAUGAAACCAUCACGAUUACUGUGGGUGGAAACAAAUACAAAGGGAAUUACACUACAGAUGAGCAGGGACAAUCCUGGUUUUCCAUAGACACUAUCAGUUUCACGGAACUCUCCCUGGAAAUUCGAGCAGAUCAUAAACCUGAACUGAACUGUUAUGACAGUGACUGGAUGACACCAUCCUAUGAGCAUACCACGCGCAGAGUAACUCGCUCUUACUCUCUCAGUAAGAGCUUCCUCAAAAUUGAGCCAAAGCCUGAGACAUUAAGUUGUGGCUCCUCAGCAGAGGUCCAAGUGCACUAUACCUUCACACCAGAGGCCAUAGGCGAGCAGAAGAAAAUUGUCAUUUAUUAUUUGGUGAUGGCCAAGGGAAAAAUCGUAUUAGCUGACACCCAUGAGCUGACUGUGAAUCCUGGAGAUGCUUCUGGGACAUUUCAGCUGAGCUUCUCUGUCGAGGCAGCGCUUGCUCCCGUGGCACAGAUGCUUGUGUACACCACUUCACCCAGUGGGGAAGUCAUCGCCAGUUCAGAAGAUUUCCAGGUUGAAAUGUGCCUCCCCAAUAAAGUGAGAUUGAGUUUUGCACCCAAGGAAGGUCUUCCUGCUUCCAAUACACGUCUGCAACUCCACACCUCCCCAAGAUCCCUGUGUGCCCUGCGUGCAGUGGACAAGAGUGUUCUCCUUAUGAAGCCUGAAAAUGAGCUUUCUCCCAGCUCUGUGUAUCAGCUUCUCCCACUGAAGGAAAGCCAGGGUUAUAGCUUCAGGGACUACUACUUGGAAGAAGACAAUGUAAAUCCUUGUGUGUCACUUGACAAUCUGUCAUUAAAUGGAUUUCUCUACAUACCCAUUUCUUCUGAUGGUGAAGGAGAUGCCUACGAAAUUCUCAAAGAAUUGGGCUUAAAAGUCUUCACUAGCAGCAAGAUCCAUAAGCCUGAACUCUGCGAGCAUUAUCCAGAACACAUGAUGGAAAGGAGUUACAGUGGUUCUAUCACUACAAUGAAUCUGCAUGGAGAACUGAGUUAUGACAUGGCAGAAGAUAUGGUUGAUGGCAAUCCUAUGGACACAGUCCGGAAAUACUUCCCUGAGACAUGGAUCUGGGACAUAGUUUCAGUCAACCCUGAGGGAAAAGCUGAUCUGGAAGUGACCAUCCCUGACACCAUCACUGAGUGGAAAGCCAAUGCAUUCUGCACUUCAGUAAACACAGGCUUUGGCCUGUCCCCGACAGUGUCCCUCAGAGCUUUCCAGCCCUUCUUUGUCGAGCUCACCAUGCCCUACUCUGUAGUGCGUGGGGAGUCCUUCACGCUGAAAGCCACCGUGUUCAACUACCUGCCUGCCUGCAUCAGGGUCAGUGUGUCUCUGGCUGAAUCUACCGAUUUCCUGGCUGUACCAGUGGGGAAACGGGAAGAAUCCUACUGCAUCUGUGUGAAUGAAAGGAAAACUGUUGCUUGGGCAGUAACACCAAGAUCUCUAGGGCAGGUGGAGUUCUCAGUGACCACUGAGGCCCUACAGAGCCAGCAGCCCUGUGGGAACUACAUUGUGGAGACCCCUAAGAAAGGGCGGAAGGACACGGUCAUCAGGCAGCUGCCGGUGGAGCCGGAAGGGACUGAAGUGGAAACCACGUACAACUCUCUGCUCUGUGCAUCUGAAGAGUCAGUGUCAGAGAGAGUCUCCUUGGUCCUCCCAGAGACUGUGGUGGAUGACUCAGCCAGAGCUUAUUUCUCAGUGCUAGGUAACCUAAUGGCCAAUUCACACACUGUUAAUUGCACUGCCAUGCAGAACCUGCACCAGCUCCUCCAGAUGCCCUUUGGCUGUGGGGAGCAGAACAUGGUCCUCUUUGCACCCAACAUCUACGUCCUGGACUAUCUGAACAAGACAGGGCAGCUGAGUGAAGAGGUCAAAUCCAAGGCCACUGGGUACUUAGUGAGCGGGUAUCAGAGGCAAUUGAAAUAUAAACACCGGGAUGGUUCUUACAGCACCUUUGGGCCACGUUAUGGGCAAGCUGGAAAUACCUGGCUCACAGCCUUUGUCCUCAAGUCCUUUGCCCAGGCCCGGCAUCACAUCUUCAUAGAGGAGAAGCACAUCCAGGAUGCUUUGAACUGGCUUACUCAAAAGCAGAAGGAGAAUGGAUGUUUCCGCAGCUCUGGGACACUCCUGAACAAUGCUAUGAAGGGUGGAGUGAAUGACGAGGUCACACUGGCAGCCUACAUCACUAUUGCACUGCUGGAGAUUCCCCUGCCUGUAACCCAUUCGGUGGUGCGGAAUGCUCUGUUCUGCCUGGAAACAGCAGCCAGUCAGGAACAAAACCAUGUGUACACCAAGGCACUGCUGGCAUACGCCUUUGCCCUGGCAGGGAACAGGGAGAAGCGGAAGGCAUUGCUUGACUCACUUGAAAAGGAAGCAGUGAGAAAGGAUGGGUCUGUUCACUGGCAGCGGCCUGGCAAGGAGCCCGAGGCUGAUCUCCCGUACUAUCGCCACCGAGCUCCCUCUGCGGAAGUGGAGAUGACGGCCUACGUGCUCCUGGCUCACCUCAGCUCGCAGCCAGCCCCUGCCCAGGAGGAGCUGUCCUUUGCAUCCCUUAUUGCAAAGUGGAUCAGCAGUCAGCAGAAUCCCAGUGGAGGCUUCUCCUCCACCCAGGACACAGUGGUGGCUCUCCAAGCCUUGUCCCUGUAUGGAGCUGCCACCUAUGCCAAGAGCGGGGCGGCAUCCAAAGUGGCCCUGCGGUCUGCAGGGGAUUUCCAGCAAGACUUCCAAGUGGAUCCCAGCAACCGGCUGCUGCUGCAGCGCGUGCCCCUUCCCCAGGUGCCAGGGGAGUACAGCGUGGAGGUGUCUGGUGAAGGAUGCAUCUACCUGCAGACAAGCCUGAGGUACAACGUGCAGCCCACACAGGAGAAGGCGCCCUUCCAGCUCCGUGUGUACACAAUCCCAGAGGUGUGUGUGGACUCCAAGGCUCACAAGGUCUUUGACAUUGGCAUAAAUGUCAGUUACACAGGGGAGCGCAAUGUCUCCAACAUGGUGAUAGUUGAUGUGAAGAUGCUGUCAGGAUUCGUCCCCUUGAAGUCCUCAGUGAGGAAGCUCUCAAACACACGGUUUCACCAGAUCCAGCGAACAGAAGUGAACUCAAACCAUGUUUUGCUGUACAUCGAGCAGCUGGGCAGGGAGAGCCUCAGCUUCUCCUUCACGGUGGAGCGGGACAUCCCCGUGCGGGGCCUGAAGCCAGCCCAGGUGAAGGUCUAUGACUACUACGAGACAGAUGAGUUUGCCACACAGGAAUACAGCGCUCCCUGCACCACAGUCAAGGCUGAACAAGGAAAUUCCUGAAGAAUGCAUCUUGUCGGAGCCUUGCUGUAUCAGCUCAUGUGUCUCUGCCCCUAGAAGAUCUUGUUAAGGGAGGGGUAUUUAAAUGUUAGAGGAGGACGCCUCAGAAGCAAAAAGGAAGGAACACUAUAAAUAAAUUAAUUCUUGAUACUCAUCA